AAAUUAAACAACUUGGAAAAUUGGGCAGGAAGAAAGAGAUGGGUGUGGGGUGGGAUGAAGAUCUCCACCCUAACUAGUAUGUUAUAUACCAAAGAAAUGAAUUAAACAAAUGGCAAGGUAGACAACUCACUAAGAAGCAAAGGGGUUUACCCAGAAGCCCUGGCUCAGUGAGUGGAUAGGAAGCCUUUUGUUACUAAAGCUGCAGGGUUGAAAAUUGAAGGAAGGAUGUUAGGCGAGUGUGGCAGCCUGGGGUGCAGCUACAGCCCCUGGCUUAUUGUCCACAGGAAAUGGGUCUCUCCCGUGGAUAGAGAGGUGGAAACUGAGCUUGUGAGUUGUGUGGUUGACAUCAUCAGGCUGAGCAUUGGAUUACAACAAAUGGGGACUUACUUGGCCCGAGACAUGGGAAACACCCACUAAAACCUCGAAGUGCUUUUCAUUUAGGAGACACGGGGAAGAGAGAGGGGGGUAAAGUGAGGAUCCUGCCUGCACCACAGGUCUGGCUGGACUGCUAACCUUGAAUCCUGGUGUCUUAAAUUCUGCCUCCACUUUUGACUGAGGACCACUGAAUUUUGAGGAAACUUUGCUCUUUUACAGAUAUGGUCAGACUUCAUGAAUUUAUCACAUAUAAACCCAGUGCUGCAGCAGCUGUGUGGAAAACUCCAAGAUGGAGAGGGGCUGGAAAUCUUUAACCUUGGAAUUCCCAUACUGAUUAGUCAACGGUGGAAAAUUUGAAGAGAUGCAAACAGGAAAAAGAAAUUAAACCAGGCCUGAGGAGCGAUGCGACAGGCAUGAUGGAGGUCGAGUCCUCCUACUCGGACUUCAUCUCCUGUGACCGGACAGGCCGUCGGAAUGCGGUCCCCGACAUCCAGGGAGACUCAGAGGCUGUGAGCGUGAGGAAGCUGGCUGGAGACAUGGGUGAGCUGGCACUUGAGGGGGCAGAAGGACAGGUGGAGGGAAGCGCCCCAGACAAGGAAGCCGGCAACCAGCCCCAGAGCAGCGAUGGGACCACCUCGUCUUGAGUCUGAUCUCGUCCAAGUAGGCUGGACGAGAUACCUUCUGUCCCCUCCCAGAGGGGGAACCCUGGCACUGGCCCAGCAGCCUCUUCUCUGAGCCCCAUGUCCCAGAUAAAUCAGGCCAGACUGAGAAGGCUCCCCAGAGGCCUCUGUGGCCUCCACUCCGGGAAAGCCCUCUGCCCACACCCACAGGCUCCACAUUCCCACCACCUUCUCACCGUGCCCAGGUACACUUUCAAGACACUGUAACCACAAAUGUUAUUUAUUGAGCUGGUGCCGGGACUUGGGCGGGGCCCUGCCCUACAGUGAGCAGCCCAUGCAGGAACGCUCCUCUCACGAGCGGCCUGGGCAGGGACCCUGUCCCAACACCAACACCUCCUUUCCAGCCCCAACCUUCUGGGUCAAGACCUUCUUGUCCCUUUUUUAGAAAACACUUUUAAACUUUUUAAAAAUUUUAAACCUUUUUUCAGCAGAGACGGAGAGAGCUGACAAUCAAUUCACAUUUUUUUAAGCCAUUUUAGCUCAACUCUCAUUGUCUGUGCAGCUCUGAGGUUCCCUCAUGGAGCUUCACAGGUCCAUUUUUAGGGAAGGGAUUUUGGCGCAAAACUAUUUGACCACCUCUGCCCUUUCUACCAGGAUAAGUGACACCUAGGACCCAGGAAAUAAAUGCUGAUGAUUUGUGUGA
Sapajus apella (tufted capuchin) is the source of this 1698-nucleotide messenger RNA. It is a transcript of the gene PKIG, whose product is annotated as cAMP-dependent protein kinase inhibitor gamma. The record is from RefSeq and is a predicted model, not a curated record. Gene Ontology annotation, molecular function: cAMP-dependent protein kinase inhibitor activity. The transcript is spliced from 5 exons. The coding region runs from base 789 to 1019 and encodes 76 amino acids. Gene Ontology annotation, biological process: negative regulation of cAMP-dependent protein kinase activity. Lineage: Eukaryota; Metazoa; Chordata; Mammalia; Primates; Cebidae. Gene Ontology annotation, cellular component: cytoplasm; nucleus.